This is a messenger RNA of Esox lucius (northern pike), 2702 nucleotides long. RefSeq names its product guanine nucleotide binding protein (G protein), alpha transducing activity polypeptide 1 (gene gnat1). Gene Ontology annotation, biological process: adenylate cyclase-modulating G protein-coupled receptor signaling pathway. Gene Ontology annotation, cellular component: heterotrimeric G-protein complex. Bases 940 to 1848 code for a protein of 302 amino acids. Gene Ontology annotation, molecular function: G protein-coupled receptor binding; GTP binding; GTPase activity. The transcript is spliced from 9 exons. The record is from RefSeq and is a predicted model, not a curated record. NCBI's taxonomy places the organism in Eukaryota, Metazoa, Chordata, Actinopteri, Esociformes, Esocidae.
AAAUAAAUGGCCUUAGUUCGACUUUUAGGUGCCUAAGACAUUUGCACAGUACUGUUUGUUAUAGUUUACAUUCAGCAGGUAUGACAUGGACCACUCAUAGAAAACAAUUUGAGUGAAAUCGCCUGUGAAUAUAGGAGAUAGAAAAUGUUUUACCUGACAUCACCUACAAAAGGGCUUAGGACAGUAAUAACAGGCUUAGGCUGGAGUGUGGAUCCUCUGUGAGCCAGGGCACUGAACAGGAGCCACAACCAGACAACCAAGAAAAUGGAGGGAACAGCAAGAGAGGAGAAAGGAGGAAAGAGCCAAAGUGAAGGAAGGAAGUACACUUUGGUGGUAAAUCCCAAAUGAACCACUGCCCCUCCACUCUACCCUUGGCCCUCCAUCUGGGCCUUCACAUGUCUCCAGUCAUUGGUUCAAGUGUCUCAAAGAUGAAGAAGCAAAAAUGGUCACGGGCGCAAGGGGCUAAUUAGACCCUCCAGUGCCUCCUUCCCUUCGAGCCAGCAAUGUUGCAGUCACCACUUCCUGCAAAGUGGAAUCCCAUAAGGGAUUGCAUUAUAUUAGCUUCUGCAAUGUCACACCAAAGAAGGGUAAGCAUACCAGAUUAUGAGCAUUGUGUAUUUGUUUACUUCUGAUUUAGAGACUUGACCCCUGCACAAAAUGAAAUAUCUCCUAUGAAAUGUUCAAAUGUUAAUGAGGUUUAUUUGUUCAAAAACAAUAGGAUGGAAUACAUUUGAAUUUCAUUCCAGUUAAAAGCGGACCUUGAAUUGUGUCAAUCAAGUCAGAAGAGUGCUUCUGAAGUUGAUGUGUUUUUAAACCCCUAGCCAUUCUGUAGAAGUCACCUUCGGAGUUUCAUCAGAAACAUGUCACCAUGAAGGGGACUGGGGCUGGAUUGGGAUUUGCUGUGCCGGAGAAUCAGGAAAAAGCACAAUCGUCAAACAGAUGAAAAUUAUCCAUCAAGACGGUUACAGUCUGGAAGAGUCUCUGGAGUUCAUUACCAUCAUCUACAGCAACACCCUUCAGUCCAUCAUGGCCAUCGUAAAGGGCAUGACUCAACUCAACAUCAGCUAUGGUGAUACUUCUGCUCAGGACGACUCCAGGAAGCUCAUGCACCUGGCAGAUACAAUAGAGGAGGGGACCAUGCCCAAGGAGCUGUCUGACAUCAUUCUCCGGCUGUGGAAGGACACUGGUAUCCAGGCAUGCUUCGACAGGUCCUCGGAGUACCAGCUGAACGACUCAGCUGGAUACUAUCUGAAUGACUUGGAGAGGCUGAUCCAGCCUGGAUAUGUUCCCACUGAGCAGGACAUGCUGCGAUCUCGAGUGAAGACCACUGGUAUCAUAGAGACCCAGUUCGGUUUAAAAGACCUCAACUUCAGGAUGUUUGACGUGGGUGGCCAGCGCUCAGAGAGGAAGAAAUGGAUCCACUGUUUUGAGGGGGUGACCUGUAUUAUAUUCAUUGCUGCUCUGAGCGCAUACGACAUGGUGUUGGUGGAGGACGAUGAAGUGAAUCGAAUGCACGAGAGUCUCCACCUGUUCAACAGUAUCUGCAACCACCGGUACUUUGCUGCCACCUCUAUUGUACUCUUCCUCAACAAGAAAGAUGUUUUCACUGAGAAGAUCAAGAAGGCUCACCUAAGCAUGUGCUUCCCCGAUUACGAUGGCCCCAACACGUACGAGGAUGCUGGUAACUACAUAAAACUCCAGUUCCUGGAUCUCAACUUGCGACGAGACAUCAAGGAGAUCUACUCACACAUGACCUGUGCUACAGACACAGAGAACGUCAAGUUUGUGUUUGACGCUGUAACUGAUAUCAUCAUCAAAGAAAACCUCAAAGACUGUGGGCUCUUCUAGGAGACAUAUAGUUUCAGUUUACAACCCCCCACCCCACCAUUCAAACUUUGGGCACCGAUCUCCUGAAGAAGACCAGACUAAUGGGACCAAGAUGGGCAAGUUUCUGCAAGCUGCCUUUCAAAAGAGAACACCACAUACAGACACUCACACAGACAUUAUUGGAACACAGCAUAACCAAAGACAUUCAGUUCAUUUGAGACCUGGAACAGGAACUCUGAGGUUUAAUGUCAAAGAGAAUCUAAUCUGUACAGAACUGUUAACUCAUAGUCAAACUUGAAAUAGGAAAUCCUCUUCAUUACAGCGCUAUGCAAACUGUAGUUGAAAGGUCAACACUUGUCAGCAAGUGCUUCUCUUCCCAGACAGUAUAUGUGAAUAGCUGUCGAUUGGCGCUUCAGUAACAGCCCGGGGACUAGCCGGAAACAAGACGGCCACAUCAGCAGACACACUUCAACCUGUAUUACAAAACGUUACAAUACCCAUUCAUCUGUGAAAUUGGUUUGUAUGUAUAGAUAUAAGGCAUUCUGAAUUCACAAUAAACGCUGCAUGUCACACCGAUCAGAAAUGACCUUUCAAUUGCUCUCUGGAGCAGAUCUUUAGCACUACGGACUGACUCAACACCAAACUAUAAGCAUAGAGGGCGCAAUGGGAAGGCCCUAAAAGCAGAAGGGUAACUUGUAUGUAGAAUUAUUAACUGAUAAGUGACUGGCUAGUAAUGAUGCCGUACUCUAACGUCUGUGAAAACCUGGUCACAAAAUAAUUUGAAUAAAUUAGGUCUUUAGGCCACACAUCCUGUACAGAAAUGAAGAAAUAUGUGUAUCAGAAAUUAAGAUAUUAAAGCUUCUUUAGAAAACAAA